Wyeomyia smithii (pitcher-plant mosquito) is the source of this 1941-nucleotide messenger RNA. RefSeq names its product cysteine-rich with EGF-like domain protein 2 (gene Creld). The coding region runs from base 223 to 1380 and encodes 385 amino acids. The record is from RefSeq and is a predicted model, not a curated record. NCBI's taxonomy places the organism in Eukaryota, Metazoa, Arthropoda, Insecta, Diptera, Culicidae. Gene Ontology annotation, molecular function: calcium ion binding. The transcript has 5 exons.
UUUGUAUUAUUUCUCUGAUUUCUAUUUACGUUCGCGGUCGUUUCUCUCUGACUGCCGACUACCGCUAGUCAAUCCAGAACGAACGUGUACUUCCUGCCUAAGAUUUCACGUAAUUUACAGUCUUAAAGUACGAUAUUGUGACAUUUUUGAGUGCACAUACAUUUUUAUAAUUAGCACUACAGACAUCUGCGUUCACUUGAAAACUCUAAAGUACUUGAAGGAAUGAGGACGAAAUAUCUGCUAGCACCUAUAUGUUUGCUUUCCUUAUUUAUUAGUCAAAUUGAAGCCAACAAUCCUCAGGUAUUACCGAAUCCAUUAUCUUCAAAGAAAGAUCGUCAGAAAUCGGAAAAACUUCCACCGUGUAAAGCAUGCACGGUUCUAGUAAAUUCCUUUCGCGAUGGUAUGAAACGAACCGAACGUUCAAAACACGAAGGCGGUGACGCUGCCUGGGAAGAAGAACGGCUGGGCAGCUAUAAAACAAGCGAACUAAGACUUGUAGAAAUACAAGAAAGUCUUUGUCGCGAUGUCAUCCGCGGGGAAGACCAAUGCCAUCAGUUGGCUGAGGAGUACGAAUCACUCAUUGAGGAAUGGUGGAAACAGCAUCAAAAUACCGAGCCCGACCUGCACCGAUGGUUGUGUAUCGAUCAAGCUUUGGUUUGUUGUGCUGAUGGGUUUUACGGUCCGGACUGCGCACCGUGUCCGAGUUGCUUUGGGAAUGGUAAAUGUAAAGGCAACGGAACUCGAAAAGGGAACGGCCGAUGUGCCUGCGACGAAGGAUACGCCGGAGAUAAUUGUGACUCCUGCGGUCCAGAGCACUAUGAGGCGUUUCGCGAUGCGGACAAGUUGCUUUGCACGAAGUGCCAUAAAGCUUGCGCCGCCGGAGGUUGCACCGGAGCGGGACCGAAUGCUUGUCGCAUUUGCCGGAGUGGAUGGAUCAUGGACAGCCAGCGAGGUGGAUGCACGGAUAUUGAUGAGUGUGUCACAGCCAACACCUGCACUAAGCAUCAGUUUUGCGUAAACAACGAAGGAUCGUUUAGUUGUUUGGAUUGUGACAAAUCCUGUGACGGGUGUGACGGCGAUGGUCCUGACAUGUGCAGAACAUGUGCGGAUGACUAUGAACUGAGAGAUGGAAUGUGCACAGAUACAUCGAGCGAAAAACGCAACCAGUACGUAAACUUCACACGCUAUCUAACCUAUCUGGGCCUAUGCAUAGCAACCUGUAUUGUACUGCAGAGCUCAACUUGGCUUGCCGCCUUCGUUGGUGUGGCCGUUGCUGUCUACAUCUCCGUGUCCGAGUACUGGUUAAACACCAGCCCGCAAGGGACAACAGCCUCUGCUCCUUCACCAAAGAUUCUCGAUGACAUUUUGCAACAGCAAUAGCUUCCGAUCUCUUAUUGUUAUGACUCCAAGAAAAAUGGGGGUGUUCUAGCUACCCAGUGUCAGGAAGUAGAUUAGUUAACGCGAAAACAUUUUAAAAUAAUUCGACAUCCUACCUAAUAGAGAGAGAGAGCUGGCUGUUUUACAGACUCUAAUUUUUGUAAGUAUUUAGUGAUACCUCCAACGCAGCUGGCCAUUUUGUGUGAUCUAAUUCGAUUCAAACUAUUAUUUAAUUCGAUAAGUAGGGUAUUAACGCAACCGGAAAGUUGAGCAAAAUCAAUAAAAAUGUAAGAGAACCGAUCAAUAUAAGGAAGAUAAAAUGUACCCAAUCGUAGUCGAAAGUUAUCAUUUUGCAGAUUCACUUCUAUUGUCGAUUGUUUGUUUCAGGUAUCACCAACGGUAAACAAUACAAAGUUACAGAAACUGAUUAUGACAAGGAUGAACUGUAAGACAAAGUAGGAUGACGUACUGAGCUUUUGUUACAUCAUUAUUUGGGCCGUUACAGUAUUGGUGACUACACUACUUUCCGGCUAUAAUAAUACAAACCAUUUUUUUUUAUGUUCA